UCACGAUAAAGCCGUGACGGGUGCAUCUAGACUGGCAAUGCCGAGAUGAUUGAACUUCGGCUUGCGAUCGUCUGCCAGAAACCGUGCCGCAGCGCAACUGCUGCCGGCACAUCGUCUGGACCGUGGGACCGCAUACGAUGGCGCCGCUUGGGCCAUUGAGGCGAUUACUAGAGCCAUGGCGGCUGGCACAUGCGUGUUGGCGGCGUGAGUGUACGCCACGAAACGCGGGGAGAUACGCCGCAAUAUAUCCUCACAGAGGCGUAAUCAUGGGAAUGCUGUGCGAUCUGCUUCGUUCGCACGCACGAGACGGUUCAGCUUGAUGGCACCCUUCUUGACAGGCAGCACCUUGAGCGAGGCGAUAUUGGGAAGCUACCGAGCUGCUUUCUUUUCGCUUACGGAUGUUCUAGCUCUACUUCCCGCCGUGCCCGCUUCAGCUGGGGACCCGAAAGUUCGGCAUCGUCGUGAGCACCAUGAGCUAGCACCGCGGGCGGCUGCACGUUCCGUACCCGACUCCACCCUCUGCCAGGAACAGGCUGCUUUGCCCCUGACGGUACCGAAGGUACUCGGCGUAAAAAUGCAUUUGGCGGACGGUUUCAAGUGCUCGAAAGAGUUCUCUCAUCAAACGCUAUCAGGCCGUCACGCAUCACGAAUGCAUGCGGACGCCUCGUUUCACACACUAUCGAUUCGUGCAGGCCCCAACCUGCAGCUUGAUUGUUGGUACGAUUGCGGUAACCAAUCGAUUAAUCGCUCAAUUACAGCAGAAUUAAGGGGACUGGUCAAUCGUCCCAGCGGAAGAUUAGUUCGUGGGGUUCUGCACGAGCAGGUCAAUGUGCCUGAAUGCACGUUCCUUCUCCAGGCACACGUCCCUCAUCGCAUGAUCGCUCCCAGAGCUGUCUUUUUUCGUCUCGAGCUCAGCUAUCGUCGCUUUGUCUCAGACGGUGGCAGCAGUCUUGCAUCAGUACUCUUCUAGUGGUGUUCCAAAGCUGCCCGUUGAAAGUUUGGGACAGACUUUGCAGCGCGGUUGAAUCCUGGAGUAUCGGAUAGCCACGCUAGAAGCCGAACCGUUCACGCGGUCUCUACGCUACGGAGCAACGAGACUUGACAAUCGAACUUAGACCAUCCUUUGGCCCGCCAAGGAGUACGACUUCAUGUCGCGCG
This is a messenger RNA of Baudoinia panamericana UAMH 10762, 1158 nucleotides long. RefSeq lists its product as uncharacterized. The transcript has 2 exons. Lineage: Eukaryota; Fungi; Ascomycota; Dothideomycetes; Mycosphaerellales; Teratosphaeriaceae. The coding region runs from base 320 to 970 and encodes 216 amino acids. The record is from RefSeq and is a predicted model, not a curated record.